AUGGCGACGUCGCACUCGGUCGGCGUCGAGAAUCAGGAGCCCCUGGAGGUCGACGACGAAGACGUCCACGUCGACGUCGACGAUUGUUCGGCUCCAGAAGUCAGCGAGGUCUCUAGUCUACUUCUUCUUUUUUCUUUGUUGCGAUUCCUGUUGCGUCCAACGAGUUUUUUUUUCGCUUCCUAUCUUCGAUUUAAUUCUCUCAAGUUUUCAUCGAAGUUUAACCAAGAGACAAUUUUUGACUAUAGAGCGGACUUUCACUGAUUUAAUUGAGAUUAAAUCAUUUUUCUUCUAUUCGAGAUGGUUUAGCUUUUUUUUAAUUUUUUAAAGGUUUUUUGUGACUUUUUUAAAAGCGAUCUACAGUUCAUCCCUAACAAUUCGAAGCUCGAUAAAUAAUAGAUUGAAGAAUUUUUUUGUCUGUUAGCUCUGAUUAAUCUUUUUUCGAGGUACUAAUCAGAUAGUUCAACUUUCUUUUUGUUAAAAAAAUGGAAAUUUCUGUAAGAUUUUCGGCUGAUCAAUUUUUUUUAACCAAGAGCUUCGAUUUUCGGUUAAUUUUUUCAAAAAUUUAUACGGAAGGCUUGCAGGUUUUCUCAAAAUUUUUAAUAAAAUAGUUUUACAGUUCCAGUUCAGUUCAAUCAUUUUUGUCUGAAAAGAGCUUUUUUGGCCUUUUUUUUCAACCUGAUGAGAAAUUCAGUCUCACCUGGUCUUUUUUUCGAAUUUCGUAAGUUUUCAAGGCUCUGACUGACUUCUGUUGUGUUUGUCUAACUUUCGAUGAUACAAUGAGCAACCUUCAGGUAACCCUGAGAUCGAUUUUUCGCCUUUGUCAUUUUUAUUGGUUCUAUCUUAACUCAAAAAGUCUUUUUAGAGGCUUUUGAAAGUCAAGGGCCCUCAACUGAUUUUAUGCCCAUUCAAUUUUUUUAAAAUCAUAAUUCAAGAGAAAAAGUAACGAAAAACAAUUUUUUCUAGUUUUUGUUAAUGUUUGAAGGUUGAUGUUUCUGUUUAUGGAACUUGAAAACUUUUUUUUAAAUGAUUAAAAACGAAGUGAAACUGGAGUUUAUUACUUUGAACUGGUUACUUUCCAAUAGGUUUCACGAUAGUCAAUGUUUUUCAGGAAACCUGUUCUCUUUUGAUAAAGGAAAGUUGAUUUUUUGGCUAGGUUUGUCUGAUUCUUUUUUUCCCCAUCGCAAAAAGACGUCUCCGGUUCCACAACGCCUCGUAAGGAUGGAAAGAAAAUGAUGAAGAAAAAAAAAGGUCCACAGUUUUUAUUUUUCUUUUUUUCGUUACAAGAAAACUUGUAAACUUUUCGGGGAUAUCAAAAAAACCCGAACAAAAGUCUAGCAAAUUUAUUUUCUUUGAACGGCAUUUUUUAUGAAGGAAUUGAUUUUUUCUGGACUUCUAAGCAGUUAAUGUGACAUAUAAAAAAACUCAAAAAAAAUAAGAACUACAGUUUUUUUCAUUGCGAUCUUGGCAUCGUUCUUAUUUUGUUCUUUUUCUACCUUUGGGAUAACUUUUCCAUCUAAUUUUUUUCCAACACUUCACUGGCUACUCCAAUAAUUCCUCCAAAACAAUUGUAAAUAAGACCCCAGAAAAAGUCGAUUUUUCCCAUGGAUCGGACCUUGGUAACGUCGACGAUGCAGCGACGACGGCGACAGAACCGGAAUCUUCUGCGGCAGAAAAUGGCGACGCAGGCGUCCAAAGUCUUGCGCGCACCUCUGCGAUCUUACCGUAACCCUGGCGGUUUCGCCUUCCGAGGCCUCCAUCACCUUGAGAGGAGAAAGAGCAUCAGUUUUUUUUCUCCCUGUACCGUUCCGUUUUUCGGCCACUCUUCCUAAAUUUCCCAUUUUUUUUUUCUCUCGGCCUAAUUCUCUUCAUCUUUUGACCGAUUUUGGAAGACUAUCUUUACGGCGUUAACUUCUGAUUCGACUACUUCUUUGUCUCAGAGGUAAAUUUUUCCUUGUUUCUGCAGUUUUUAGAAAUUCUAAGUAGGCUUGCAGCUUUACGAAAGAGACAUACUUUUUUGACCAUUUUUAGCGUCCAAAUAAGACGAUUCUCCCUUUAGAGACUCGUUUCUUUUGAUCGUGCCAAAGCAACUUUCGAAUUGAAAUUUUCUAAGCACAUUUUUUGGAAAAUUUGGAUUUAGAGUUCGGGGUGUGAGAGAAUUCAUAUAAUUAUUUAAACAAAUCGUUUUCUUUUUUUUUUCUUAAUUUUGAACUGACCAUCAUUGAGUGAUUUUUUACAUUUUUGAAAUCGGAUCUCUAAAAUAAGUUGCAACCAAUUUGCAGUUUUCAUAUGGUCCCUUGCUAAGCUGAUCGUUUUUUGAAACACUCAGCCUUUUUUUACAGUCAAUUUCUUGCUGUUUUCUUUUUUCCCGGUGUCCUAUUUUCAAGUUCAAAUGAAUCAAUUUCAAGCUUUGUUGGUAUGGAAUACCAUUCUUUAGUUCAAAUCGCGAACAAUUUCUGUUCUUGUAUCCUUGUAAUAGUCUCCCUGAAUUGACGCAGAUUUUUUCUCUUUUUUUUUCGAUCCACGGCCUAAUCACCAACUAAGUGUCAUUAGGCGCAGGAAAGUCGUAAGGACUCGAAGAAAGGGACAAAAAAUGGUUUGCCUUUGCAUUCAGCAAUUUUUUGGCCGUCGCGCCGCCUCCAUCAAAUUCCCCGCGUCCAUCGCCACUUUUUUUCUGGCUUCGUUUUUUUUUCGUCAUCGCGUUGCCAGUUCGGUUGGACCCUCUACCUAUCGAUUUUUCGUCGGGAAAAAUCAAUUCGUUCCUUCGGAAAUCGGACCAGGGAAAGGCUGGAAUUUGAUAAGAUUAUAUUCUUUGAUGAGACCUUUCAUCGAAGGGAAGACUACUGUAUACUGUAUCGAUUGACAGUUUUCCGGUGGUUCAAGAGGAAGGAUGAAACAAAAAGAGAUGAAAAUUUCCUAGGAAUCGGAUUCAAUUUUUUUAAUAUUUCAUCUUUAAGGUUAUUGCUUAUGAACAUUGCUUAUUGUAUUUUUCAUGAAUCUAUAGUUUUUCUAUUCUCUCCGUCAUAAUAAAUAAGAGGUUAUUAUCGUUAACCACGCCCAUGAAAGAUGAGUUGAACUCAGAUCUUUAUUCUGAAAGAAAUAUUCAUGAAAGGUUACUCAGUAAAGGUACUCAUUAGCUGAAAAAAAGUCAUUCAGAAGACUUUAAAUCAAAAAGCAGUGUUAUACGAUUUUUUCAUCGAUGGAAGAAUUUUUUUGAGGAUGGUUUACAUAAAACCAAUCAUAGAGAUUUUUCAAAGUAAAUUUUUGAAAUAAGUUUGAGAUUUUUGUAUCACAAAAUUCAAAAAUCGAUCUUAUUCAACAAAAAUUGUUUAUUCGGACUUUUGAUAUUUAAAAAAACUACAUGAGCUCUCUCUUGUUGACUUUCAUUCAUAGGUACUUUGGUAAAACAAAAAAAUAUGAAGAGAAGUCUAAACCUCUUCGUUUCGCAUACUGUCUAGCUAAUCUUGAAUAUUUCAAGUUGUCUAGACUUAUGAUUUAGAUUUCACACAUGGAUUUAUGAACUGUAGUUCAGAAAGUUGUUCUUUCUCUUCACUUUUAGGAACUAUUUGCUCUAAACUCUUUUGUUCCUUUCAAUGUUUGUAGUUUCUUUGCUAGUUCUUCCUUUUUUUUUCUUCUUCUCUUGUAACAGAGAACAAGAAGUGCCUUACGGUAGUCCGAAGGAGAAGCUCGUUCUUCGCACUUUGCUCUGAAAAUAAUCUGUGUGGGGGAAAAGUUGGAAGAGUAUUGUGUGAGGUACGGUAGAAGUCGCAAAGUGAGAGUUUGACACAGCAAACGAGGAGAAAUUCGAACGACGAGGAUGGCCGCGGGGAGUCGAAUUGAAAUUGUUGAGAAUGGGUGGGAGGCACGAGACUCCGCCCCUUUUUGUAUGACCGAGGUCGAUCGCCGCGCACUUUUUCGCUUUUCCUUCAACUUUUUCUACCCAUUUCUUGUUGUUUUUUGGGCUCGCGGACACUUUUUUUUCCCAGAAACCCACCCGUUUGGAACUGGUAUCGCGCUGACCUUUUGCUUUUUUUUUUACGAAUGAAUGUAUUCUCUGGCUUCAGACCGUGGGGUAGAUGAAGAGAACAGCUUUGAAAGAAAUUUGAAUAUUCAUAAUUAACUUUGACAAAAAAAUAAAAACCCAGAAAAAGUUCAAGUAACAAACAGCUCUUGAUUGAUGGCUACUUACAGCUUGUCGAGUUUGAAAAAAAUACUUUUUUUCUAUAUAAUAUUUAUUUACAUUUGUUCCCAUUUUUUUCGUUCAGAAAAAAAGAAAAAAACCUACUCAAUAAUUUCUAAUAGUCAACUUUUUUUCCUGGGGUUUUUUUCGAAAAGAAGUUUUUCUCAUUUCUACUUUUUCUUUAUGAAAGCUCUUUUUUUCAUUUCUUGCAAUUUUUAAAAUUUCUGAGUUGAGAAAAGUUUUUCGGAAACAAUAUCAGAGAAAAAGAGAAAAAAAUGUCAGAAACAAGUGAGAAUUAGAAUAUAAACAUUCCAAACAAAGGUCAAUUACAAAAAAAUUCUUUCAGUUAUUUUUUUAUAACAGGGACUUUUUUUGAUUCUGGAAUUCUCAUGCUGAUAAAAAUUCCCUUUUAUAAACUUUUUUUCACACAAAAUUAUUUUUCUUUGAAAAAAAUUUGAUUUCCUUUAACCUUUUCUAUAAUUUUUUUUUCAAUUCAAAGAAUUUUUGGUCCAACGGUUUUUUUCCGCUGGAAGACCACCCGGUGUUUACUCACGGCCCACACACAACACACAUGGCGACGCACUUUUUUUUUCCAAAAUUCUCUCUUAACAAUUGAUCAGUUCACUAUUUUCGGUUCUUUUCUCCUUUUCUGAAGGCUUUUUAUGAAUUCUCAGAAGUUUUUUAAGUAGAAUGAGGGUCAAUGAAUCGAGGAGGUAUAACAGUCGAUUGAUUAGAGUUCUGUUUCAAAUGUGGUUUUUUGAUUUUUUUCUAUUUUCAAGUUGAACUAUCAAACCACGUCAAAAACUUGAGUUGGAUAUACAAAAAGAAAAGUUGAAUUUCAAAAUAAGUUUCAUUUCUGAAUAUCCUUUUUAGGUAUUUUUUUUUCUUUUUUCAGUUAUUGUCACUUUGAAAAGAACCUAAGAUGGGAAUACUUUGGCAGAAUUUUUUUAAAUGACACCUUUUAAGACAGAAAUUGUGUAAUUUUUAAUUGGAUCGAUAAUGAGAUUUGUUUAAUGUUGAGAGCUUGCAAAUUGCAUACUUCCCAUAAAUUCUGAACGGAACUUUUUCACAAAACCAUUAUACCUCGAAACUCUUUAAGAUUGAAUUUCUAAAUCUGCUUCUAUCCUGAGACAAGGAACUUGAGUCAAAAGUUAGUUUGAUGGGGAACAUCACACAAUUUUUUACAUCCCUUAAAAAUAUAUAAACACAACUAUCAGAAAAUGAAGAAAUUAAAAUGAAAAGAGAUUCACCAAAGCAUUCAUUUGUACCAUUUACGAACUGUGGUGCACCAGAACUGACAAGAAUGAAGUGAAAAGAAGAAGAAAAACGAGAAAGAAGUUUCAGUUCGAGACGAAGCCGGACGUCGGGCAACUGCAGCAGCAGAUGCAGAUGCGCGAGGCGAAGCCCUACAAGUGCACCCAAUGCGUCAAGUCUUUCGCCAACUCGUCCUAUCUCUCCCAACACAUGAGGAUCCAUCUCGGGAUCAAGCCCUUCGGUCCUUGCCAGUACUGCGGCAAGAAGGUUUUUCUUUUUUACUUCGUCCGCAACGAGUAAAAAAGAGCAUUUCAAUGAAAAAUACCAGAGCGAAUUGUGAAUAACGAGUUAUCAGCUAUUUGAAUAAAGCAUCCGUUAGAAAUAAAAUGUAGAAGAUCGGUAUAGCAUCCUGUCAUGAAAAAUAAUCAAAUAUCGGGAUAAUUAAGACGAUGAAAAAAAAACUUCAUGAGAGCGGUUUUUCAGCCUCUCUUGAUAAGAAACGAUUAGUUUUCUGUAUGGCGCACUAGAAAAGCGAUGGGAAUUUUGAGCCACCGAAAAAUUGCUCCGAAGGCAACGCAUCUUCGCUCCAUUGAUAACUUCCUUCAACGUCUUGAACCUUUCAAUGAAGAUAAAACUAGUAGCCUUUGUAAUUUUAACUUCACCUAAAUUCAACAUUGAGCCGUCGAAAUCAAACUCCAAAAAAAAAAAUGAAAAUUUGGUCGUCAAUUUACCUUUAUUUAUCUUUUGAGUGGCUUGAUUCUAAUUUUUAAGUUGAGAAGCACAUAAAUUUUUCAGUCUUAAAAAAACCAUUACAAUUUCAAAAAAAGUAAAAAAACAGCUGCGGAAAUUUUUUUCUUUGGUUUAUAUCCUUCUCGUUGUAUUGCUGAAAUCCCGGGAAAAUUUUUUUAAAAUAUCUACCUUUUUCGUUUUUGUAAACAAUAUGAUUUUUUUGGGCAAGUAUCCGUUUUUCAAUAUUAUUUAGCGAUUGAUAGAAAUAGAAACUUUUUUUAAUGAAAUCUUCAAUUUUUUUGAUCUUUUUUUCUCUUGCACAGAAAAAUCCAUAAAAUCGUUCCUCUGCAAAAUCACGUAAAGAGCUCCGCUUUUUUUAUUUACUCUCGGGUUUUAUCUUUUUGAUCUGUGCUCUUGAAAAAAAUUUUUAUUUCUUUCUUUCAAUUCAAAAAAAUAGGUUGGGUUGAAAAAAAGAAAAAAAGGUCGAUGACCCAGUUCAAAAGCUUUUUUUAUUUUUUUAAUUUUUUUAUUUUUUUAAAUAUUAUUUUUCUUGUUUAUAUUACGAUCAGAAUCAUUCUUGAGAAAUUGAAAGCUCAUCACAUGCUCACAAAAUAUACGCUUUUUCUGGUUUUUGAAGAAAAAUGAGUUUACGGCUUUUCAGUCAUAUUUUUUUGAUGGCGCCUAAGAAAAUCUGUUUUCAUUGGGCCUAAAACUCCUCUGGAAGUUUUCUAAUCGAUAAUGUAGGGCUAUUGAUUUUUUUUCCUCCUCAAUUUUCCUCUUUUUUGUCACGAAAAGAGGCGUGGUCAAGCGGAGGUUGUUGCAUAUUCAUUGGUUGGACUGGUCUACAGUUUUCGUGCGCUUUUAAGGAAACAGGGAGCCCAAUGAUUUUUUUUUUCGCAAAUUCAUAUGAGUCAAAAUCAACCAUCAACAUUAAUCGGAAAGUUUUUUGAAAAUGUUUUCAAGUUUCUUGAUAUUAUGUGGUAUCGAAGCUUUUGAGACUCGAUGGUUAAGAAGAAAAAUAAUUCAGUUUUGGAACUUUUUUUCUAUUUAAAAAUUCGUUUGAAUCGUUCAGGGAAAUCCAUGUUUAUUAUGAGUUUGGGAAAAUUAAAGCUUUUUUUUUGAUAUUAAAUACAAAAACGUGACCGAACCUUUUUUUUUAGAUAUGAAUAGACUUUUUUUUGUUGCUGAUUAAAUUUAAGGGAUUUUUUGGCUUUCAAGUCUGAACCUUGUUUAUAUAUAGUAUAUUUCAUCUUUCGCUAGCUUGGGAAAAAAAUACUUAAAAAAACGAAAAAAACCUCUUGUUUCAGUAUACAAUUUUUCUAGCCUUGUGAUAUCUCUCUUUUAAGCCGUCGAUGAUAAAACUAUGAAAUCUCGUUUCUCGAGUAUGACACCGAUCAUAACACAAAACGGGAUGAGGUGAAAGGUCAAUUCGUUGGAAACAUAGUGCAAAGUGCUCGUUGCGCUGCUCUUUCUCUCUCUUGAGAAAAAAUCGCAACAUUUGGAUCGCCGAAAACGCGCCCUAUGGGGAAACCGAACAAACAACAAAACAAACAAAAAAAGGAGGUCUCUUUUUGUGCCGGCCAAACAUUGGACGACAGAGUCCAUUUCGGUGGGGACAAAAACGUGACGGCCUUUUUUUCUCUCUUUUUUCUUCCUGCUCUCGAAAAAAUGUUCGUUUAAAAAGGAACGGCUCGUAAGGGACACGCGAUACCGCACGCAAAAUCGACAGACAAUGAACUUUCCAAAGAGUUUCGUCUUUUUCUUUUUUUUUCCACGGCUUCUCCUUGACCUUGGGCUCUUUUCGCACAAGUACACGAAACCUUUGUUGAAAAAGGGCGAUCAAUGAGACUAGACUGUAUUAUAUUUUAAAAUUUGAUGAGAAAACAGGUCCAAGAGGAGUUUCAAAAACUGGGGUUUAUCAAAUUUUUUUAAAUAUUGAUUUUUCGUGUAAAUUGGAUUUGAUUAACCGAACAAAUCGGAGAAAAACAUUAAGAAAAAAAAUAUAUAUAUGCCUAUCAUACCACUUGAAAAUUUAUAUUUGAUCGAAAUAAAGUUUAAGAAAAACUGUGGUAAAACUAAAUUUAUCAGUAAGAACCAAGCAGGAAUUUGGCUCAAAAACUUGAAAGUAAGUUCUAAUUUUUUUUAUUUCGGACCAUAUUCUUUUUGUGAAAUGAUAAUUUCCAAGCAAUAUUUUGCUUUUUUUUCAAAAAUUUUUGUCAAGUUUUCAAAACGUGAGGACUAGGUUAAAUUUCUUCACAAUAAAUCGACAGAAAAUUUUUCGAAGAGCUCAAAACUUUGAGUUUUUUCUAUCGAGGUUGCUUUCCUCGGUGAUUAUCUGACUGAUCUUCCUCUUCUCCUCGUAAACUUUUUAGGUUACUGUCCAUUAUCGUGAAAAAUGUCAGCCACUGAAAAAAGGGGGGCAUUUACAACAGCGCGGCGGUAUUUUCCCGUUUCCCUUACUCAAGGCCGUUUCUCUCUUAUCUUCGUCGCUGCGCACGCCGUUCUCAGCUUUUUUGGUCUACGGUACCCAAAAAACGCUUUUUUUUCUGUCUCACUGACCCCCAGAAUCAGUAGAAAAAACGAGCGCCGCGACGACUUUUUUUCUCAUUUCUUAUCUUUCUUGACCUGAUUUUUUUCGAGCAAAAAAAGUGGUUCUGUCUUGAAAAAAACGUUUUGAAAAAAAGUGCCGACUGUCUCGGGAGAAGAAAAAAAAUUGGGGCGAUUUGAUAAGAGUUUUUGGGUUUGAAGAAUAAAGAGGAACAGGAAACGGGAAAUAAGAAAAAAAAAUGAAUUAGAAGCAGAAUAGCUCGAAAAAAAAUGCUUUAGAAAUUGCUUCAAAUAUUAUAAAAAAUUGUUCAUUUUCAGUUCACGCAACUCUCGCAUCUGCAGCAACAUAUCCGAACGCACACUGGCGAAAAACCUUAUAAGGUAAAUCUCAAUAUACCUGAAUGAAAAAAAAUGAAUAUGAGUUAGGUUUGGAUUUGGAACAGAUCGAUAUCAAAAUCCUACACCGAUUCUCUAUCCCCACUUUUUAAAUAAGUUUCAAGAAGAUAAAUGACGGGAUUUCAGUGCAAGUUCACGGGUUGCGAAAAAGCGUUCUCGCAGCUGAGCAACCUCCAAUCGCACUCAAGGUGUCAUCAAACGGACAAGCCUUUCAAGUGCAAUAGGUGAGUUUUUGAAACAUUGAAUGGGAUCAUAAUCGAAAGGUAUACUUAGAAAACUGGAUGACUCAUUGAAAUUAUUUCUUUUGGAGCUUUUUCAGGUUUUUUUAUCCCAAGUUCGUGAUGAAAGGAAAUUUUGUUUAAAGAAAGCGUUAAAAUUUUUUAAAAACAAAAAAAGCCUCUUGAAGAACCUUAAUAAUUUACUUAUAACUAAAAUUUGCUGGAAAAAGUCUUUGUUUCGAAACACAAAAAAGGUGAAGUGUGAAAGCGAGUUGAGAAGAAAAAAGACUUUUGGUUUUUUCCUAUCACCCAACUGAAGUGAACCUAAGCUGAUUUCAACCGUUUAGUUAAGUAUGUUUCAAGACUUUCUGAAAAUUUGUAUUGCAAAGGAAAUACGAUGUUGCAGUUGUUACAAGUGUUUCACGGACGAGCAAAGCCUUCUGGAGCACAUCCCGAAGCACAAAGAGUCGAAGCAUCUCAAGGUGAGAAAGGUGCGCAGCAGAGAACUGUCAAACGGGUGACCAACUUGGAGUGGUAUCCCUCUUUCCAGAAUCGAAUCGUGUAUCUUUUUAUGAUUUCAAAAGAUUUCAUUCUUUAAAAUGGGUUUUGUAUGAGCUUCUUUGUAGCGUUUAACAUGGAAAAAAUUCAUUUUUUCAGAAGAUUUCGGGCUGAUCUGUUGAGUAAAUCUAAAGUUUUUCUAACCUUUAUUUUUUCAAGAUAAUCGUUUUGAGUGAAGGAGUGAACAAUAAACGUACCUAAUGAAUAUCCUAAAAUUUUCAACUUUUGAAUUUUUGACGUUUUUGAGAAUAUGACGUCUCAAUGCUUCCGACUAGCUUAGAUGGUUUUCUCUGUUUCGACGCUUCCGUUCUCAUAAUUUUAAAAAGUUUCGUAGUUGAGACUUUAAUGAUGUUCAUAUAGUACUCCAGGAAGUAUCCUGGUCGUUUAAAAAAAGUUCUUAUAAAGUUGAAAUGUUCUUGGAAAGUUUAAACAUCUGGAUACCACUCCAUUGGCAACUCCGACCUUCCCCGAUCUGGAAGUCUGGUCAUGGUUGAUGUUCAGGUGCACAUUUGUCCGUUCUGCGGCAAGUCCUACACGCAGUCGACCUACCUGCAGAAGCACAUGACGAAACACGCCGACAGAACUCGGACGGCCGCCGCCCUUGGGUCCGUCCGUCCAUUUUACUUUCUUCUUUUCAUUUGUUUUGCCUUCCAUUGAAAACGCGGGAAAUGAACUGAAAUUCAAGUUUCAGGUCGGAAACCCUGCCGACGGAUCACUUCGAUCAGGCGUUGCUCGGCUGGAACGCCAUGCACGGAAUGCAGGACAACUCCCAGGAGGCUCAGUUUGCAAUUAGUGAGUUUUCUCAGCUCCCUUGGGCCAAGGUCUUUCGCGAAUUGGAUUAUUUAUCUUUGAUAAAACGUCAAAUCGAUUGGAUUUCUCAGUAACUGAGAAACCCUCCUAAAAUGACUUCUUGUCGACGCUUAGUUUAAAGGAACCGUUCAAAAAAGAGGCAAAACUAUUGAUCAAAAUCAAAAAUCCCUGAACUCUUUUUUGAAACUGUUAAAUAUGCGAUGGCAAAUUUUCUCUAGGUUUUUUUUGAACUGCCUGAUUUUUGUCAAGCUCUCACUGGUCACCACGCGCAAGUCGUUUAGAGGUCGGCCGCGCUGAAAAAAUGAUAAAAAAAUAUACGCAUUCUCAACCAUCCUUUGAAAACGUAUGCACUUAUCCACGUUUUUUUUUCAUUUUUAUUUGAAACAUGCAAUUGACACCUUUGUUCUUUUUUCGGCGACUUUUGAUGAGGGAAAAGUGACCCAAAUGACUUUGGCACCGUAACCCAAUAGUUUCAAAAGUCGUCCGCGUCGCAUGCAUACACUUAGAGGCGCCAUAACGUGUGUGAGGGCCGAAGUACCACACGAAACAUAAAAAAUAUCUGGAGGAAGAGAAAGUGCCUUUGUUAUAAUUGACCUAGAAACCGGCUCUUCCUUGAAAACGGGCGACGCGGACAGCCGUUUUUUCGUUUCUGUUCUUUUUUUGAGAGGCAGAGAGAGACAUCGGAUUCUGAUUCACCGCUUUGGGCACAAUAUUUCGCGCCCAACGGCUGUUUCGUCGUCGCGUCGCUCUCCUGCCGACGCGGCUUAUUUCGUCGGCAUCCGACCUCGUUCGUCGAUGAAAAAAGCGAACGUUUCGGUCAAGCGAAGGAACAGACAGCGCACAGUCUUUUUUUUCGCUUUGAGAACGCCUUUCAAACUUUUUCGGGGAUUCGCCGCUGAAAAACCGGCGGCUGCGGUGGUGGCAUUGGAUUUCAACAAGUUUAGAAAGGAUUUUAGAGAUCUUCUUGUUUGCUCAACGUUUUUCAAGAUAUAAAAAGCUGCUGAAUCGUUUAGUCAUUUGAAAAGAAGAUAAUGUAAUGGUAAAUAUUUAGUAAUCGAAGUCCUAAGUUAACUCGAAUAUUGAUGACGUUAAGAGGUAGAUCAGGCUUACAAUAUUGAGUAUCGCAAUGAAGACAGAUUGUGAGAAUUUGGCUCGAAAAACGUCCGGCAGAUGUUUGAAAACUCGAAGGGACUCGAACCAGGGAUCUUGCGACGAUUUAAAAAAUAAAUCUUAGCUACUGCGCUGCCCUUUCGAAUCCAGAAAUUGUAGCUAUUGUUUUAAUGAGUUGAUAAUCAGUUAGAGCGCGAAGAUUUGAAAUACCUCUUCGAAAUUGCUUUUUUUAUCGCAUCGCGAAAAAAAAAACUUUAAUGAACUUCCAAUUUAUUUGUAAAAAAUUGGAGUUUCUCUUCUUUUUCGAAAACUUUUUCUAAUGCGUAAAAUUUUGACGUCGACAAAAUCCAAUAUGAAAGACUAAACAUAAAAAAGAAAAUGUUUUCCAACGCUUUCAUAGAGAAAAAAGUGAGAGAUAUAUGGAUUUUGUGUUUUGAUCCUUUCUCUUUUUGCAAAGUGAGAAAAAGAUGGAGUUUGUGUUUUAGUCCUCUUUCACACAAUGAAUGCGUACUUAUGCUAAGAUGAAUCAUGUAUCAAUUUCUUGAAAGGAUUUUUUUUGACAGUUUCAAGUCAAAAAUUUUCUUUUGAGAUUUGACGGUUUUUUUUUAAAAAUAUUAAUAACAAUUUGGACAGUGUGAACCCUAAAGAAGUUCACUUGGAUCUUGAACUUAAGAGAAUUCAUUGUGCAAUUAUACAUCAUUUGCGUCUUGAAGUAGUAGAUAUGGAUGGUAGAAUGACCAGUUCUUUGCAGACCAAUUCGCAGCCAACUCGAUGAUGGGCGCCGUUUCCGGCAACCAGGCGAGUCCUUACAACAACCCGGCGCUGCAGAACAGCGCCUUCACCCAGCUGCUCAACUUCCGCAACAAUCCGCGCUACUUCGACUACCAGAACAUCAAACAGGCCGGCGACCGUCCCGCUGGGUGAGUCAGCCUUUAAAAAUGGGACCUAAAAGCUGAGUUAAAAGCUUUACAAAAAGUCUUGGAGCACUUCAGCUCUGUCUUUACACUGGCAUCAGAAGCGGUAUUCGCUAUUUUGGUUCAACAAACAGUUUUUCUUUUUCGAAAGGGGACUUUUUUUUUAACUGAAGCAGAAUAGAAAUUUCAUAUUUUUUUCAAAGUUUUUUUAGUUGUUUUUCAGGUCUGUAAAAACAAAUAGGAUCAGAAAAAAAUUGAUUUAAAAAAAGUACUUGUUUUGAAAGAGAGUGUCAAGAAAAAAACUUCUGAAUUCAGCUGCUUUUUUUAAAUUUCUUUGGUUCCAGCUCAAAAAGUAGUCCCUUUUGAAGCGUCUAACUCAAUUUGAAAACAAAAAGCUUCGGAUUUAUUUUUAAUUCAUAAACGUUUAUCUAUCAGAGUUUUUAUCGAUGCAUACCGCUUCUGGUCCCACUCUAGAAAUUGAGAGAAACAUUCUAAAAAAAAUUUGUCAGAGAUUUCUUGAAUUUUCGAGUUUUAUCUUUCUAAUAGACUAAUAAAAGAGUCUCUAGAACCGCUCAAGGCCCCUAAAUAAACAGAGUUUGCAGAUUCAACAUGAUCACGCCUCUGGAGAACAUCCAGCGGUACAGCGGAACGGCGGUGACGACGACGGCGAACGCGGCGGCUGUCGCCGCGACCACGGCCCACAAUCAGUUCAACCCGCAGAGCAUCAUCAACAACAUGAAGCACGCCUCCACAUACUGA
Messenger RNA from Caenorhabditis auriculariae, 13472 nucleotides. Lineage: Eukaryota; Metazoa; Nematoda; Chromadorea; Rhabditida; Rhabditidae. The record is from the annotation of a GenBank genome assembly.